GACGCCGUUAUACGUCAGUGGCACCAGAGUACACUGACUUGUCUCCGCGAGCUGUAUGUCCGUAAUUCUGCUGUUCGUUGCCUUCGUUUCUUUUCAGGACAAUUGGGGUCUGAAGUUGCCGAUCCCACCUGCGACGGUUUGCUUGCUUCUAAUGUCAAUCAGAUUACAGAGGCGACAAGGCAACGCUGGCCACCAGGAAGCAUGAAUGGUUUGAUACGGAUAUGGCGAUUUGGUUGCUCAACUCCAGUUCACGAAACGGGUACCUCAUUUCGAGAUCUAUCAUCUCAGCAGGUUGGAAAACCCUCCAGAUCACAGGCCAAGCGAAUACUUUCAUUAUUUAUAUCAAAUUUUGGAAUUUUUUGGUCUGAAGAUUAA
This is a messenger RNA of Protopolystoma xenopodis, 375 nucleotides long. Lineage: Eukaryota; Metazoa; Platyhelminthes; Monogenea; Polystomatidea; Polystomatidae. The record is from the annotation of a GenBank genome assembly.